Molecule: messenger RNA, 5839 nt
Organism: Lactuca sativa (garden lettuce)
Lineage: Eukaryota; Viridiplantae; Streptophyta; Magnoliopsida; Asterales; Asteraceae
Molecular function (GO): ADP binding
Source: RefSeq, a predicted model, not a curated record
UAGAAAACAGCAAAAACCCACGUUAUAUAAUAAUAUAGCUGCACAGUGUUGCUCGACUUCAUCACAGCUCGAAUAAUCUGUUCAGCAAAGCAGCAGCAGCAGCAAGCAGAGAUACAGUGCAUAGACCAAAGCCAGGUCUCUCUAAAAGCUAGAAUAUUAGAAGAUGGAGGUUGUAUCUGCAAUCAUUGGUCCUAUUGUUGAAUCUCUAAUUGUUCCAGCCAAGCAACAACUGGGAUAUCUCUUUUCCUCCACAAAACAUGUCAGGGGCAUGAAUACUAUACUGAGGCAACUCGAUGGUGCAAGCCGUGAUGUCAAAAAGCAAAUGGACGAAAACAAUAUAAAUAAUCUAGAGAUACCUGAUCGUGUACCGGGUUGGUUGGAAGAGGUCGAAAAGAUUAAAGAAGAUGCUCAACGCAUUUCAAGUACUGGCAAUGGAUGUUUUAGCAUGAAAAUGCGGUACCAAGAAGGAAAGAAAGCAUUCAAGAUUACAGAGGAGAUGGCAUGUCUGAUUGAUGAAAAUAGUAAGAUAAUUUGGAGGAAUACUCAAAAACCUCUUGGGAAAGUAAACUCUAAAAACGCAUCCACUUCUGCACGGUUGGAUGGUGAUGCCCAUAAUCACUUCAAAUCCAGAGAGAAGAUCUUCAAUGAUGCGCUUGGGUUCCUUCAACAAGAUCAUAAAAUCCAAAUGAUAGCCAUAUGUGGAAUGGGUGGCGUGGGGAAAACCACAAUGAUGGAACAACUGAAAAGGACUACAGAAGAUAAGAAAAUGUUUGAUUAUAUUGUGAAGGUGGUUAUUGGGCAAAAGAUUAACAUGUUUUCUGUUCAGCAAGCUGUAGCAGAAUAUAUGGGCCAAUCUCUUACCGAAACAAGUAAAACAGCAAGAGCAGAUCAUCUUCGUAUGUCAUUUGGGAAUCUUCCAGAAGGUAAAAGAAAGGUUUUAGUGAUAUUAGAUGAUAUAUGGGAGCCAAUUGAACUCAAAGAUAUGGGACUAACUCCUUUGCCCAAUGGCUUCAAGUUGCUGCUGACAUCACGAUCUGAAUAUAUUUGCAAUAAAAUUGCAAUAGAAGCUGAGUCGGAUUUGACACUAGUUAGAGUGGAUGUCAUGGAGGAGUUGGAAGCACAGAAUUUCUUUUGGCAGAUCGCAGGCGUUUCAAAACAAUAUGAUAGGGAGCUCAAUCAAAUAGGAAGUGAUAUCGUGAGAAGAUGUGGGUUUUUGCCCCUUGCCAUCAAACUCAUUGCAACAACCCUUAAAUCUCAAGAAGCGUUUGUAUGGAGAAAUACCUUUCAACGUUUAAAGAAAAACAAUAUUGAUAAGAAUGUGCAAGAGAUUGUUGAGAUAAGCUAUAACCAUAUAAAAGAAGAGGAGGAAAAAUCGAUAUUUUUGCUGUGUGGCUUGUUUCCAGAUGAUUUUAACAUUCAAAUCGAGGAUCUAACAAGAUAUGCAUGGGGCCUGCAAUUGUUAGAAGAAGUUUCUACUUUGGCAGAUGCUAGAGACAGGACAAUGACAUGUGUGAACAAUCUCACAAAUGCAAAUUUGUUGAUAGAUGGCGAUUACAUUGGGGAUGUUAAAAUGCAUGAUCUUGUGCUUGCUUUUGUGCUAGGUAAAGUUUCUAAAGGUGACCUUCCAUGGAUGAUUAACCAUGAUGAUACUUUUAAGUGUAGUGCAGUCGGAAUGAGUGAGUCCUGCAAAAGUAUAUCUAUUACUUGCACGGGUAUGUCUGAAUUCCCUAGAGACUUCCGGUACCCAAACGUAUCUCUUUUGAGACUUACGGAUGGAGAAGAAUCGCUUAGUUUUUCUGAAGAUUUUUAUGAAAGAAUGGAAAAUCUUGAAGUUGUAGCAUAUGAAAAAAUGCAGUAUCCGUUGUUUCCCAGAUCACUUCAAUGCUCCACCAAGCUACGGACACUCCUUCUUGAUCAAUGCAUGUUGAUGUUUGAUUGCUCUGUUAUCGGAGAGCUCUUGAAUUUGGAAGUGCUCAGUUUUGCUGAUUCUGGUGUCAGAAAGUUACCAUACACAAUAGGAUAUUUGAAGAAGUUAAAGCUAUUGGAUUUGACGGGUUGUGUCAAUCUUCGUAUUGAUGAUGGUGUCUUGAAAAACUUGGUCAACCUUGAAGAGCUUUAUAUGAGCGUGGACAAUGAAAAUGCUAUUAGAUUCACAGAUGGAAAUCGUGAGGAACUAGCAGAAUGCUCAAAGCACCUUUCUGCAUUGGAAGUUGAGUUCUUUGACACCAAUAGUAUGCCCGAGAAUAUGUUUUUUGUGAAACUCAAAAAUUUCAAGAUUUCUGUGGGACGUAAUAUACAGGAUGAUACAGGCUUAAACAUGCACACGUCUAGAAACACGUUGAUGUUGCUCACCAAUAAAGAUGAGCUAUUGGAGUCUAGAGUGUAUGAGUUGUUUGAGAAAACUGAGAUGCUUUAUUUGGAGGUGGAAGGUAUGAAUGAUAUUGAAGAAAUUUUAGUGGAAUCUGUUCAUUGUCAUUCACAGUCAUUUAAUAAUUUAACAAUCCUAGAUGUUUUUAAUUGUGAAAACUUGAGAUACCUCUUCACAGUCCCCAUGGCAAAUGGUUUGAUGAAGCUUGAGCGCCUCACCGUUUCACAGUGCCCUGUUAUGGAAGCACUGGUAAAUAGUGAGAAUGGUGGAGAUGGGGUAAUUAAGUUUCAGAAGCUAAAGAUUCUAUUUUUGGAUGAGCUACCAGAGUUGGUAGGUCUUUGCAACACUGUUAAUAUAAUUGAGCUGCCACAGUUGGAGGAGUUGAGGCUUGAUGGCCUUCCUAAUUUCACUAGCAUUUACCCUGAUAAUACAUCUGCAACAUCUUCUAUGUUUAGUAACGUUUCUGCAAAUCAACCAUUCCUGAACAAAGAGGUGUUGAUUCCUAAGUUGAAGAUAUUGAAAAUCUAUGGUAUGAAUAACCUGAAAGAGAUAUGGCCUUAUCAAUUUGAUACUAGUGACGAAGUUAAUGCCUGCAUGUUGAGAGAGAUUGAAGUGAACAGAUGCGAUAAGAUCGUUAAUCUGUUCCCAAGAAAUCCGUUGUCGUUUCUGCGUUAUCUGAAAGAGCUUUUUGUUUCUGAAUGUGGAAACAUUGAAGUGUUAUUUAACAUCGACACGAGUUGUGUCGGUGAAAUUGAAGAAUAUAAUAGCAACUUGAGACACAUCCAUGUACAAAAUUUGGGGAAGCUCAAAGAGUUGUGGAGGAGGAAAGGUGAAAGUAGCUCUGAUAUCCUCAUUCGUAGCUUUCAAUCUGUAAGGAUGAUUAAAAUAGAAGAGUGUGAAAACUUUGUAAACGUAUUCACGCCUACCAUCACCAGUUCUCAUUUGAGAACACUUAUGAAUAUAAGUGUGGAUGGUAGGAGACGUUGGGAAGAAAGAAGCAGAAACAUUGAAUUCGUAGAAAAAAGCCAAGAGAUUAAUGUUAUACCCAAGGUAGAGAUUUCAGACGUGUAUGGUAGUAAAGCUGACAUUGAAUUCUCAGUUCAUCCCAAACCUACUCUUAAUCAGCUUGAAAAGCUUGACAUAUUGGAUUGUAAGGAGGUUGAAGUGGUGUUUGAGAUAGAGAGUUCCAGUACUAGCAGAGAUUUGACAACAACUUGGCAUAAUCAACAACCUGUACUACUUCCCUCCCUCAAGCUUUUAUGGUUAAGAAAUAUGGAGAAGUUGAGUCAUGUGUGGAAGUGCAAUCGGAACAAACUUGUAAUUCCUCAAAACCAAACAGAAUCCUCAUUCCACAACCUCACAACCAUAUACAUGUCUAAUUGCAAUAACAUAAAGUACCUAUUUUCACCUCUCAUGGGUAAACUUCUUCCCAGCUUAAAGGAGAUCAUCCUAAAAUAUUGUGAUGGUAUUGAAGAAGUUGUUUCAAAUAGAUAUGAUGAAAUUGAUGAAAUGGAUACAUCUAUAUCAUCUCACACGAGUACUUCCUUCCCUCAUCUUGAAAGACUCGAACUUCAUUUUCUGCCAUCCCUAAAGAGCAUCAAUGGAGGUAAUGUGAGGGGGAGGAGCAGGAGCUUUGGAAUCACCUCUGGUACUACAAUCACAACCACUUCCAUCAAUGAUCGGUUCAAUUGUUCUGAAGUUGGUGGUGUUACUUCUUGGUUCUUAUGCCAAUACUCCAAAAAGAUAUAUAUACGUAACUGUGGUGCCCUACCCAUGGGGUUUCCAUAUUGUGUAUCAGGACAACUGCAUAAGCUGGAAGAGUUGAUUAUAUCAAGAUGUGAGUCAAUGAUGGAGGUAUUUGAAAGUGAAGGGGUCAACAAAGAUGGUGUUCAUAGUACCAACGUUGGUGAUGAUGAUACAUGUACUACUACAAUGACCCUUCCAAGGUCGGCAAAUAUGACUUUGCUUCAAUUGCCCAACCUAACGGUAUUGAAAAUCUAUGGCUGUAAACUUUUGGAACAUAUAUUCACAAGUUACGCACUUGAAGGCCUCAAGCAACUCAAAGAAUUCACGGUAGAAGAAUGCAGAACAAUGCGAGUGAUUGUAAAGGAAGAUGGAGAGCACACAAAAGCAUCUAAAGUUAUUUCAUUCCCUCGUCUGAAGUCUCUUACACUUGCAAAUUUACCAAAUGUCAAUGGUUUCUUUUUGGGGAUGAAUGAGUUUAGAUGGCCAUCAUUGGAAAAGGUUAAGAUGUAUGGUUGCCCACAAUUGAUGAUCCUCACCUCUGGUCACUCAGUCGCUCCAAAGCUCACUCACAUUCAUACAGGUGUAGGGAAGCAUAGUCUCGCAUGUGGCCUCAACUUUCAUUUGUCAAAUGCAACAGACAAGCAUACUUUGAGCUCUACUCCAAAUAUGAUAAAGCCACUUCUGUACUCUUGGUGUUUUCCAAAUACGACAAACCUAGUUCAGUUCCCUUGGUCUUUUUCGAAUUUAGUUGAAGUAGAUGCACAGUCUGAUGACAAAUUUUUGAGAAGCCGCAUAAGUUUUACAUGCAACGAGUUGCUUAAUCUGAAGAAUCUUGAAAAGCUUCAUAUGGUUGGUGUCAAUGAGAUGAUCACCUUAGUAGAGGAGGUAUUUGAAGUAGUAGAAAGGAAAAAUGCUGAUGAGAAUCUGGAAACACAAUCUGUUGUGGUAUUUGAGAAGCUAAAAAAUGUGAUUCUCGAGAAUCUCUUCAACUUGAGUCAUAUUUGGAAAACCAAUCGGUGGAUUGUGUUGAGCUUUCCAAACCUUACAACGGUGUCUGUUACAGCAUGUCCACUUCUUGGACACGUUUUCACGUGUUGUAUGGUAGGUAGUUUAUUACAGCUCCAAGAGCUACACAUAAGUGAUUGCGAGAAAAUGGAUGUGAUUGUCAAGCAAGUUGAAGGUUCUGAAGCUAGACUUGCCAAGGUUGUGUUCCCUUGUCUAAAAUCCAUAACGCUUCACAAUCUUCCUAAUGUCAAGGGAUUUUGCUUGGGGAAGGAAGAUUUUCUGUGGCCAUCAUUAGAUACUUUGGAAAUUAAAGAUUGUCCAAAAGUUACGGUUUUCACUUGUGGACAAUCAACUACUCCGGAGCUAAAGUUAAUAAAUGCAACUUUUGGAUUGUGUCAUGCAACGGAAGACCCAAACUCUUUUAUAAGGACCAAACAAGAAGAGGGAUGGCAGUUCUAGAGAAUGAACAUAUUUAAACGUGCAGUUGGAUCAUUUUGAAGUUGGCUAUAAAGCUUAGGUAAGAUUACAAUAUUGUACCAGGGUCCAUGCCUUACCCAUGCUUCUGCUACACUUGUUUCAUUGGUCCAUAAUUAUGUACAAGUUUCUCUACCUCAUCUGAUUAAUUUUGACUUGUUGUCGUACUUGCUUUAUUACUCUUCCACUUUGGUUUAUUGAACUACUUCCUAGUUUCAAGUAAUCUCAUAAUAUUGAUUUGAGCUC